AUGAACUGGACUGGAGGCAAGCUACGACGAAACUCGAAGAGCAAAGGCAAUGCGGUGGUUGAACGUCAGAAAUCACACUUUGCCAGAGCCCGCAACAAAGCGCACAAAAAGGCUACCUCUUCGACCAAAGGCUGGAACGACACUUCCCCCACCCGGCCUGCAUCUCCUCCGCCACUCAAGAAAGCUCGAACACAGCACAAAAACUCUGCAAGAGUACAACAAUGGUCUAUAUCUGGUCAGAAAGAUGGGCACCGCCUUGUAGGAGAUUUUGUGCUGCCACCAAGGGACAGCGAAGUCCACGUGAGGGUGGGCAAACGAGCCUUUGCCAGUCAGCUCGACACGACUGUGGCUAGUCCUUCGACCAGGGUUCGAUCGCACUCGGUACCUCACUCGGAUUACUCCUCCAACUCAAUGCUCCUCGACGAUUUCGACCAGCAAGGCUCAAGAACCAAAGUCUCCGAUAGUGGCGGAUCUCAUCAUUCGGAUCAAGGCAACAGCUUAACAUCAUCACGCUUUCCAGAACGAACACGGUUCGCAUUGAGCGACUCGUCAGAGGACAUCCUGCAGAGCCAGGAUGAUACCCGGCAUCCCUCAGACUUUGCGGCACGUGCAACCUCAGUUGUUCAUGCUAUCACAGGUUCUGAAAAUACUUCGAACAACACAUCAACCGAGGUAAUGCAGAGUAGUCCGGAUACGGCUGAGAAAUUAGGAGUCUCACCGGUCAAAUUGCGACAUGAGCAUCCGGACAUCUCUGGAGCUUACGCUCUAGGUUGUGCUACAAGUUACAGUCACGAGGACCUUGAAGAUAAAGAUGAUGCUUGGCUGAGAUUCAUCCAAGAGGAGAAA
Messenger RNA from Aureobasidium namibiae CBS 147.97, 846 nucleotides. RefSeq lists its product as uncharacterized. The transcript has a single exon. NCBI's taxonomy places the organism in Eukaryota, Fungi, Ascomycota, Dothideomycetes, Dothideales, Saccotheciaceae. The record is from RefSeq and is a predicted model, not a curated record. The annotation marks the transcript as partial.